AUGCAUUGCAAUGAGCUUCGCGACUUCUGUUCUGUUCCAAUCCAGAAGCUCUUACUGAUUGCGGAUAUCCUGCAGUCGUCGCCCCAAUGGCAAAGCCAAAUCAGCCUUGCGGACAUCGCCAACAUCGAACGGACAGACCUCAAGCCCUACUGCUUGCUCUUGGAGACCAAGGAUAAGCGGAUCUUCUUCUCGCUGAAGAGCGACGAAGAACUUUACGGCUGGCAGGAUGAUAUCUACUCGCGAAGCCCGUUGAUGGGCGUCAGCAACCCUACCAACUUUGUGCACAAGGUCCACGUUGGUUUCGAUCCGGUAUCAGGGGCUUUCACCGGUCUGCCAGACGCAUGGAGCAAGCUGCUCACGAAGUCCGCCAUCACCCGCGAAGACUAUGCAAAGGACCCGCAGGCCGUGUUGGACGUGCUCGAGUUCUACACUGAUCACCAGAAGCGCGAGAUGGAGGAGCUUGGGUAUGGUUCCUCACGCGUCGGCGGUAGCUCAUUCGGCUCCAACUCCUCGCUCUCACCAUACUCGGCGGACUCUUCGAGCGCCCCGCGCUUCAAUGCGGGCACUGGCCUCGGCGGCGUGGGCAUGUCGUCCAAGAUCUCCCCUCUCAACGACCGUCCGCAGAUCAAGCGCCAAGACUCUGCACCGGCGCACAUGAACGGCGACAACACCAACGGGACGCAGGCUGCGCUUGCACGCGCCGCUGAGAUGGUCAACGGCUCGCAUAUCCAGCACGCCAACACUGUCUCCGCCGCGCAGUCGAACUCGGCCAUGCGCGCACCAAUACCGCAGAUGACGCCCGGCCAGCUGCAGGCGUCGCGCCCAGCACCGGCUCGUCCACUCCUCACCGCGAACCGUGCUGCGCCGCCCGCCCCUGGGAAGCCUCCCCUUCCUGACCAUUCGCCAUCAUCUACGGAGCUUCGGCUGCGUGCGAAGGCGCAGGGCCCGGAGACGCAGGCGCAGACUGUGAAGCCGCCAGGGCUGCAGCAGCCCGAGCGCAAGGACUCGCUCGACCGGGUGGGCAACGGCACACGCCCGAACCUCGUCCCUGCGAAGUCGUCCCCUGCGACGGGCCAGCCUGCAUCCCAGCCUGCGUCUGGCCCGGCGGGAUCGACGGUGGGCCCUCCCCCAAUCAAGCCAUUGCAGCCCGCGAAGAAGCCUGCGCUUACCGUGACCUCGCCCGAGGGUGAGGAGCGCGGUGGCGGAGUGGCGGCGGCGGCGGCUGCGCUGGAGAAGCCGAGCAUGAAGGAGAAGGAGAAGCGGAUCAGUUCGAUGAACGAGGCGCAGAUCAUGGAGAAGCUCCGGAGCGUCGUGAGCAAGGACGAUCCCAAGGCUCUAUACAGCAAGAUCCGCAAGGUCGGGCAGGGUGCGUCCGGACAUGUGUACGUCGCGAAGACCCACGCGACUGGCAAGAAGGUCGCCAUCAAGGAGAUGGACCUGUCGAACCAGCCGCGCAAGGAGCUCAUCGUGAACGAGAUCCUGGUGAUGAAGGAGUCGCAGCACCCGAACAUCGUCAACUUCCUCGACGCGUACCUCAUCCGCAACAACGAGCUUUGGGUGGUCAUGGAGUACAUGGAGGGAGGUGCGCUCACGGACAUCAUUGAGAACAACACGCUCGAGGAGGACCAGAUCUCGAGCAUCUGCCUGGAGACGUGCAAGGGUCUUGGCCAUCUGCACAGCCAGUCAAUCAUUCACCGUGACAUCAAGUCGGAUAACGUUCUGCUGGAUGCUCAGGGCCACGUCAAGAUUACCGAUUUCGGUUUCUGCGCGAAGCUCACGGACCAGAAGUCGAAGCGCGCGACGAUGGUG
This is a messenger RNA of Trametes versicolor FP-101664 SS1, 1809 nucleotides long. RefSeq names its product Pkinase-domain-containing protein. The annotation marks the transcript as partial. Gene Ontology annotation, cellular component: cytoplasm. Gene Ontology annotation, molecular function: protein serine/threonine kinase activity; ATP binding. The transcript is spliced from 5 exons. Gene Ontology annotation, biological process: intracellular signal transduction; regulation of MAPK cascade; protein phosphorylation. NCBI's taxonomy places the organism in Eukaryota, Fungi, Basidiomycota, Agaricomycetes, Polyporales, Polyporaceae. The record is from RefSeq and is a predicted model, not a curated record.